Cottoperca gobio is the source of this 444-nucleotide messenger RNA. Its product is annotated as deoxyribonuclease-2-beta-like. The transcript is spliced from 4 exons. Bases 82 to 360 code for a protein of 92 amino acids. Gene Ontology annotation, biological process: apoptotic DNA fragmentation. Gene Ontology annotation, molecular function: deoxyribonuclease II activity. Lineage: Eukaryota; Metazoa; Chordata; Actinopteri; Perciformes; Bovichtidae. The record is from RefSeq and is a predicted model, not a curated record.
CAAGAAGACUGAGACAGCAGUUUCUUCACUUUUUGGACAUCAUCCACCUUUGCAUCUGAGGUUUCUCCAUCAACACUCAGGAUGUGGAGAGUUCUCCUGACUGUCAGUGUGCUCUGCUGGAACUCCAAAGGCGACGUGACCUGCAGAAACAACAAGGAUGAAGGAGUGGACUGGUACAUCAUAUACAAGGCACCAAGGCAAGCAGGCUAUCGUCUUACUGGUUUAGAGUAUAUUUACAUUGAUUCUACUAUGAAGACGAUGGAGACCUAUACAUCUGGAAAGCUCAUCAAUGAUUCUGAUGGUGUCCUGGCAAACACCCUGCGGCCGCUUUUAAAACAAGUCACAUCGAUGGAGUUGUGAUGGUGGAAAAACACAAAACUGGAGUGUGGCUCUCACACAGCACACCACGGUUCCCUUUCAGAAGAGAUCAAAAUAAUUUCUGGC